AUGAAGAAUAGCACAGAGGUGACACAGUUCAUUCUCCUAGGACUAACUGAUGACCCAGAACUGCAGGUUCCCCUCUUUACAACCUUCAUUCUCGUCUACCUCAUCACUCUGAUUGGGAAUUUGGGGAUUAUUAUGUUGAUUCUACUGGACUCUCAUCUCCACACCCCCAUGUACUUUUUCCUCAGCAACUUGUCUCUGGUGGAUAUUUGUUACUCUUCAGCUGUCACUCCCAUAGUCAUGGCUGGGUUCAUUCCAGGAGACAAGGUCAUUUCCUACAGUGCAUGUGCUGCUCAGAUGUUCUUUUUUGCAGCCUUUGCCACUGUAGAAAAUUACCUUUUGGCCUCAAUGGCCUAUGACCGCUAUGUGGCAGUGUGCAAACCCUUACACUAUACCACCACCAUGACAACGGGUGUGUGUGUCUGUCUGGCCACAGGCUCCUAUGUCUGUGGUUUCCUUAAUGCCUCCAUCCAUAUUGGAGACACUUUCACUCUCUCUUUCUGUAGGUCCAACAUGGUCCAUCACUUUUUCUGUGAUGUUCCAGCAGUCAUGGUUCUCUCUUGCUCUGAUAGACAUGUGAGUGAACUGGUUCUUGUUUAUGUAGUGAGCUUCAACAUCUUUUUUGCUCUCCUGAUUAUCUUGAUUUCCUACCUGCUCAUAUUUAUCACCAUCCUGAAGAUGCCCUCUUCUGCAGGAUACCAGAAGGCUUUAUCCACCUGUGCCUCCCAUUUCACUGCUGUCUCCAUCUUCUAUGGAACGAUUAUCUUCAUGUACUUACAGCCCAGCUCCAGUCAUUCCAUGGACACAGACAAAAUUGCCUCUGUGUUCUAUGCUAUGAUCAUCCCCAUGCUGAACCCUGUGGUCUACAGUUUGAGGAACAAGGAGGUCAAGAGUGCCUUUAUGAAGGUAGUUUUGGAGGCAAAAUUGUCUUUAGGAUUAUGA
Sus scrofa (pig) is the source of this 939-nucleotide messenger RNA. Its product is annotated as olfactory receptor 5B3-like. Gene Ontology annotation, biological process: G protein-coupled receptor signaling pathway. NCBI's taxonomy places the organism in Eukaryota, Metazoa, Chordata, Mammalia, Artiodactyla, Suidae. Gene Ontology annotation, molecular function: olfactory receptor activity; G protein-coupled receptor activity. Gene Ontology annotation, cellular component: membrane. The record is from RefSeq and is a predicted model, not a curated record.